AUGACUAACAACUUACUGAAGUCUGACAAAUCUAGUAAACAGGGGCCCUACGACUAUGACAAAUAUGAAUCGCGGGAUAGCCAUUACUACGACCGUUCGCAUCAGAACGCCAAUCAAAAAUUUAAACACAAAUUUGCGGAGUAUGAAUACAAUUCAGAUUUGAAAAAUUAUGUCACAAAGCAGACUAUGCUCCACACACGAAUGAGCUCUGCUGAAACGGACGUUCCUUCCAAUUAUCAGAGAAAGACCGCCUUAGGCCGCAAAUCAAGCUCGAUUGAUAAUUUUUACAAUGGACAAGAUAAUCAAAACCGUCGUUUUACGGCGAAUAAGUCUCAGAUGGGAGUACCCAAUGAGUCCACAGGAUUCCAGGCAGAAACUAAGUUUAAGCCCAUCAAAUCAACCCACUUAAAGAAGGAAAAGAGUUCGAAUAAACCCACGGUACAGAACGGGAUAAAUUGGGAGCUCGGCGAAAGAUACAAAUUCAUUGAUAUGGUGGGCUCGGGUUCAUACGGCAACGUGUGUAGGGCCUACGACUCCCAGGAGAACAAGUUCGUCGCCAUCAAGAGGAUCCACAAGGUCUUCGACGACCUUAUAGAUUGCAAGAGGAUUUUGCGCGAGAUUGCAAUUCUCAACAGGCUUGACCACCCGAAUGUUGUAAAGAUUCUCGACAUUCUCGUGCCGCCUAACCUGGAGACCUUCGACGUGCUCUACGUAGUUCUGGAGAUCGCCGCCUCAGACAUAAAGCAGCUCGUCAGGUCGCCCGCAUUCCUCAAUGACAACCACAUAAGACUGCUUCUUUUCAAUCUACUUUCGGGAGUCCAUUACCUUCACUCGGUCGGCAUCUUUCACAGGGACCUGAAGCCUGCGAACUGCCUCAUAAACCGCGAUUGCAGUGUUAAGAUCUGCGACUUCGGACUUGCGAGGACAGUCACUUACUUCGAAGAGUACGUGAACUUGACUCCCACAAGGAUCGACUCCGUUUCAGGCAGGCAGAGCCUCCCCGGCUCUGGCAGGCUCGAGAGCCACUCCACCCACUUGAGCAACUUUUCGACUUCGAGGUCGCUGCCCGACUCACUGCACAACCAUUCGGACCUCGCCGCAACCUACAAGGACUCUUACAGGGGAAGCUACGACGCUCACAAGUGCAAGCUGACUUACUGCGACAAAUCGAGGACCGGCCGCUCUGAGCACCCCGAUGGCAGCUCCAACUUCCGACAGUUGACUGGCCACGUGGUGACUAGGUGGUACCGAGCUCCCGAGCUGAUUCUACUUCAAAACGACUACUCGUUCGCCGUCGAUAUGUGGUCGGUGGGCUGCAUUUUCGCCGAGCUGCUGAACAUGCUGAAGGUGAACGUGGGCGAGCCUUCCGACAGGUCGCCCCUCUUCCCCGGGAGCUGCUGCUUUCCCCUUUCUCCAGACAACAAGAACUCGAGCUCUAAGAAUCCUCGCGACAACGAUCAGCUCAACCUGAUUUUCAACGUGCUGGGCACUCCUUCCGAUGAGGACAUUAACUGGAUCGACAAGCCCGAUGUGCAGAAGUAUGUGCGAAUUUUCGCCACGCGUACUUUUCAGGACUUGAGGACCCGGUACAAGGGCUCUUCUCUCGAGUCUCUGGACCUUCUCAAGAAGUUGCUGACCUUCAACCCUGGUAAACGCAUCUCAGUUUCAGAUGCUCUUAACCAUCCCUAUUUUAAGUCAAUAAACAGGCCGCGUCACAACUUCGCUCACGUUCCCAAGAUAGUCUUACCUUUCAACGACUGGGAAAACAUGUCUGAAAGUCAACUGAGGUACGCGUUUUUACGUGAGAUUCAGCACUAUCACAAGGACUUAAAGAUUCCUGUUAAGAUUAUCUAUCGCUCAUGA
Messenger RNA from Theileria orientalis strain Shintoku, 1863 nucleotides. Its product is annotated as Map2 kinase. Gene Ontology annotation, biological process: intracellular signal transduction; protein phosphorylation. The transcript has a single exon. Bases 1 to 1863 code for a protein of 620 amino acids. Gene Ontology annotation, molecular function: MAP kinase activity; ATP binding. Gene Ontology annotation, cellular component: cytoplasm; nucleus. NCBI's taxonomy places the organism in Eukaryota, Apicomplexa, Aconoidasida, Piroplasmida, Theileriidae. The record is from RefSeq and is a predicted model, not a curated record.